AUGUCUGCCUCUCUAGCGCCCGAAUGCAACGAAGUCAAAGAACGCUACGACACAUGCUUCUUGAAAUGGUACAGCGAAAAGUACCUUCGGGGGACUGGCACGGAUAACAACGAGUGCGCGGAUCUCUUCAAAAACUACCAAAAGUGUUUGACGGUCGCGCUCAAGGAACGCGGAAUAGACAAGCUGUUGGACGAGGCGCGAGAGGACCAGAAGGACAACGAUGCGACGUACAUGGGACGUAAAUGUGAGUAG
Messenger RNA from Colletotrichum graminicola M1.001, 252 nucleotides. RefSeq lists its product as uncharacterized. The coding region runs from base 1 to 252 and encodes 83 amino acids. Lineage: Eukaryota; Fungi; Ascomycota; Sordariomycetes; Glomerellales; Glomerellaceae. The record is from RefSeq and is a predicted model, not a curated record. The transcript has 4 exons.